Haliotis rufescens (red abalone) is the source of this 2580-nucleotide messenger RNA. Its product is annotated as GDH/6PGL endoplasmic bifunctional protein-like. Gene Ontology annotation, biological process: pentose-phosphate shunt, oxidative branch; pentose-phosphate shunt; glucose metabolic process. Bases 94 to 2574 code for a protein of 826 amino acids. Gene Ontology annotation, molecular function: NADP binding; glucose-6-phosphate dehydrogenase activity; 6-phosphogluconolactonase activity. The transcript has 3 exons. The record is from RefSeq and is a predicted model, not a curated record. Gene Ontology annotation, cellular component: endoplasmic reticulum. NCBI's taxonomy places the organism in Eukaryota, Metazoa, Mollusca, Gastropoda, Lepetellida, Haliotidae.
ACAUGGCGGCCCCCGUGUAACAAGAAAAUUUCCACCUUACUUAUAUUCAUUCCAUGGGUUCUUGGUUGCAAGCACAAUUUACUCUACCGCUUCAUGCGACUGGAAUUAGUUAAACGAUCUUAUCUCAAUAUUUCCUUGUGUAUGCCAAGUAAUUUGAUUAAAAUGUUUGCCCCAAGACUAGGGAGCACUGUAGCCGGCGCCAUCGUGUUUCUCACAGGGUGUUCUGUGUGGCAGUUUAGUUUGGGCACUGAAGUUACAGACUCAAAAUAUAAACACACCGAUAUCAUUAUCAUUGGCGGUAUGGGUGAUCUGUCCAAGAGAUACCUCAUGCAGGGAUUCUAUAGCCUCAUAACAAAGUAUACAACUGAACAUAAUUCAUUCACCCUCUACCCAACUGGAAGAACUGACCCAGAAUCAACGGAACCAAUUUUAUCCAAAGUCCUUGACGAACGACUUACGUGUGAAGAGAUGGAUGGACUUGCGUGUAAAAAAUCCAAAGAGAAUUUCAUCAGUUCAGUCAAUUAUGCACAAUUGAAAACAGAUGAACAUUAUAAAACCUUUUGUGAUGGUAUAAAAAUAAAAUGGGAAAAUCUUAUGAAUGGAAAAUUAAACGUUAAUGUAGAGGCUAUAUUUUACUUAUCAAUUCCAUCGAGUGGGUAUUUAUCAGCUGCACAAUAUAUAAAGAAUUACUGCCGAGUGAGCCAUGAAAACUGGAAAGUGAAAGUUGUAUUGGAAAAGCCUUUUGGCCUUGAUCGCCAGUCUGCUAAGGAAAUGGGUCUUGAGUUGUCCCAUUCUUUUUCUGAAGAAGAGAUCUACAGGGUUGACCACUACCUUGGAAAAACAAUAGUUAGAGAAAUCAUAAAUUUCAGGAAACAAAACGAUCACGUGGAAGCUUUACUGAACAGAGACCACGUUGAGCAAGUGGAAAUAUUUAUGAAGGAAACCAUUGGAGUUCAAGGCAGGACUGACUUCUAUGAUCAGACUGGCGUCAUGAGAGAUGUCUUCCAGAACCACCUCACGGAACUGCUCACAAUCAUCGCCAUGGAGAUCCCCCAAAACUCAUCAUCAUCAGUCGACAUCAAGGUCAACAAGCUGAGACUCCUGAAACAGAUAGAGCCUGCCAAAAUGUCUGCCACUCUUCUUGGUCAGUUCUCCGAAUAUCUCAAAGAUGCAGAAAAGGAACAGGCCGAUCUUGAAAAGUCUAAAUUUACGCCAACAUUUGCAGCAGUGAUGUUAAAGGUACAUUCCCCGAGGUGGGAUGGUGUUCCAUUUAUUCUUGCUGGUGGAAAGAAGCUUGAUGAACGCUCAGGUUAUGUCAGGGUGGUAUUUAAGAGAAAUACUGUCUGCACUAAUAAUUGUAGGGACAAAAAUUUACAACAAUUGAUUUUUUACAUAGGUCAUGGUCAGCUGAAAAUGCCUGCCAUCUUGAUGUCCAAAUCUAUUGGUCAGCCUGUUUGGCCCCCGGGAGUCUCUGACCAGUCCUCCGUACCAAAACCGUCUGAAUUAUUUGGGCAGAAAAGGGAUGAUUUAUUUAUUGGAAUCCCCCAUAGAGACCCAGCUGCUUAUACUGUUUUGAUAGAAGAUUUGUAUCUCGGUGUCAAGGACAAAUUUAUUGGGACAAGUCAUUUACUCUCACUGUGGGAUAUUUGGACUGAUGUGAGUUCAUCUUUCUCUAAACUUACUCCUAAGAUUUACGAUGCAGGUGACAAAGAUGGAAAGUUGUCAUUCAGAGUGACAAGUAACAAACUGCAAUAUACUGAAAAUAUUUCUGAUUCUGUUACCAUGGUAACAGGAGCGGCAUCAAUUCAAAAUGAAUCAUUUGGACAAACCCCUUCUUCCUUUCUUGGCAACAAGUUAAUUACUACAGAUCCUCAGAGGCUUGCCUUCCGUUUAGCCGAAGACAUAGCUCACUCAAUCAAGCAAACAUUAAAGAGGUCAUUGUCGUACCAUAUUGCAUUUUCAGGAGGGAAAAGUCCAAUUAUUUUAUUUGAAACCCUUGCACAGCACUUUGCUGAUAUUCCAUGGCGGUAUGUGCAUAUUUGGCAAGUGGACGAAAGGUGUGUUCCUGCUACUGAUAAAGAUUCCAAUUUUGGUAAAAUAGAAGAAUAUCUUUUGAAAUAUAUACGCCUACCCUAUUUCAAUAUUCAUCCAAUGCCUGUAGAAGUUACAGGCAAGUUGUGUAGCCCUAAUGAUGAGGGGUUACAGUUGUAUCAAGACAUGAUCAAAGAUCAAAUAAGUGAUAAAAGAUUCGACUACAUUGUUUUAGGACUUGGCGCCGAUGGUCACACCGCGUCCCUUUUCCCAAAUAACCCAAGCCUAAGUGCGAUAAGACAGUUUACAGCGUUCGCGUACGGGCCGGAAGAUUCGUUUGAAAUUCAGAGAAUGACUCUAACAUUGCCAGUCAUUAACAAGGCUAAACAGCUGUCAGUCUUUGUAACUGGUGAAGGGAAGAGGCAAAUUUUGAAAGAUUUAGAAGAUGCGGAGGGAUCUAAGGAUGAGUACCCGAUCCUUGGUGUGAAGCCGGAUAUAGGAAACGUAACCUGGUAUAUUGAUUCAGAAGCGUUGAUAGAUUGAAAGAAG